Zygosaccharomyces rouxii is the source of this 1545-nucleotide messenger RNA. It is a transcript of the gene RQT4, whose product is annotated as Rqt4p. Gene Ontology annotation, biological process: regulation of DNA-templated transcription. The coding region runs from base 1 to 1545 and encodes 514 amino acids. Lineage: Eukaryota; Fungi; Ascomycota; Saccharomycetes; Saccharomycetales; Saccharomycetaceae. The transcript has a single exon. The record is from RefSeq and is a predicted model, not a curated record. Gene Ontology annotation, cellular component: nucleus. Gene Ontology annotation, molecular function: zinc ion binding.
AUGACUAAACUACAGGCUGUUGAAUAUGCUGUUAUCAAGAUACCUGACAUUUUACCUCUACAAGAAUCAGAAGUAAGGGCAUUGUGUGACCAACUUCUUACGUCUUCAAAUGGAAAUCCAGAUAGAAUAGCAGAAGGCUUCCUGGAUAUACUGGGACACAGUGAUCUUUCAUUUGAUUUCGUUAUUGGGUUUAAUAAUCUCUUAUCAGCAGAGGAGCAGAAACCAGCAGUAGAAUCACAACCCAAGAUUCCACCUCCCAAAGAAUCAAAGAAACCCGUUUACAGAGAGAGAAGUACACCUUCACUGCCGUCAGAACACCUGUCCAAAAAGAAUAACAGUAGCAAUAGCAAGAGCAGUAACAGUAACAGUAACAAUAAUAAUACCAAUUCUCAGGACAAGAAAAAUCAAAAGGAAAAAAAGAAUCAAAAAGGACAAUUACUACGAGAAAUUGAACAAGUCUCUAAAUUUCUAGAGCAGGAGCCAAACCCUAACGACGUACAAAAAUUUGCAUGUAAUUGCCAAGGAAGUCGCCACCCUCUUUUUGAAGCAGCUCCUAAUUGUCUAUCUUGCGGUAAAAUUAUCUGCAUUCGUGAAGGGCUCCAUUUGUCAGGUUGUUCACACUGUGGUCAAGAUUUCAUUUCACUAGAAGAAAGGUUCAAGAUUUUACAACUUUUGAAACAAGAGAAAGAAGAACUAGAAAAUGGUUCUGCUAGACCGCCUGAACCUACUGAAAAGCAACGUGCUGGCAAGAACAAAGCCGGUAAAUCUUACAAAAUUUCUACUGGUAUAGGUACCAACCUUUUCACCGAACAAGAUAAACUAUUUGACCUUUUAGAAAGACAGAAAGAGAGGGAGAAGAGACGUGAAAAAGUAUUGAGAACUAAAGAAGAUGAACAAAAGCAAGAGGAACAAAAUAAAAUUGUGCAAGAACGAGAAGCUAGUCUGGACCCGGAGUUAGCGCAAGCACAGGACAGAUUGGAUAAAUUAUUAUAUUUCCAGGACACAUCUGCGGAGCGUACCAAAAUUAUUGAUAAUGUAAGUGAUUUCAGCAUGGCUAAUGAUAGUAAUCAAUGGGGAAGUGCUCGUGAACGAGCACUAAUGUUAAAGAAACAACAACGUAAUUUGAGAAAAUGGCAAAAGCUGGAAAAUGAAAGGAAUGGUCGUCGUGAUAAAUACGUUGUUAGUAUGGAUAUUGGUCCCAAUGGUAAAGUUACCAUGAAGGAAGUACACAAAGACAGAGGAGGUGCCGUAGCUCACUCAGAUGAAGAAAUAAGUGAUGUCAGUGAUGAAGAGGAUGCAAGAGAUCUGAAGACCAUACAUGCAUUGAAAGAUGAAAUUGAAUCUGAUAGAAGACAGAAAGGUUCCAAACUAGAAAGUAACACUUGGGAUUAUGAACGAGACAAGAAACAAUUUAAAAGACCCGUUUAUAUUGGUAAAGAUACAGAGGAUGUUUCUAAAUCAGCUAAACAACAACAAGAUCACGCUAGGAAACCCAGGGUACAAGCAGAUGGAAGCGAUGAGCAUUUUUGGGAUAAGCUUGUUUGA